Alnus glutinosa is the source of this 1523-nucleotide messenger RNA. RefSeq names its product histone deacetylase 2. Gene Ontology annotation, molecular function: histone deacetylase activity. The transcript is spliced from 13 exons. NCBI's taxonomy places the organism in Eukaryota, Viridiplantae, Streptophyta, Magnoliopsida, Fagales, Betulaceae. The coding region runs from base 264 to 1316 and encodes 350 amino acids. The record is from RefSeq and is a predicted model, not a curated record.
UAAAACUAUCAUUUUAAUUUUUAAUCAGGUGCUGACUUGAUUUCCCAAUUUUAAACCUACAAUGGAAUUAAAUUAGUCAAAACUAAUCAGUUUCGAGUACCGAGAGCCGAGUUGCAGCACUUCAGGAGUCAUGCCAGUUUCAACCGAAUGAACUCGGAAUCUCUGCAAGGCAACCAUUUUCGUGUUCUUCACCUUCGGAACCAUUGAACUAUCAGUCUAUAUAUUGCUAUAUUCUCUGCAAGUCCUCGAGUCGCUGUCGAGCAAUGUCUUCCUCCUCAUCUUCUCCAUCCACAAGCGACGAGGAAAUUCUUCGGCGCAGUCGAAUUCUCAAGAGCAAGCUAUACCUUGACAUUCCUCUCCCAAAGGUUCCAGUUGUUUACUCGGCGUCGUACGAUAUAGCGUUUCUUGGCAUGGAGAAGCUGCACCCAUUUGAUUCAUCUAAAUGGGGUCGCAUAUGUCAAUUCCUCAUCUCUGAAGGUGCUCUGGACAAAAAGUGUAUCGUUGAGCCUCUGGAAGCUUCAAAGGAUGACCUCCUUGUGGUUCAUUCAGAGUCGUACUUGAAUAGUCUAAAGAGCAGUGCAAAUGUUGCCAGGAUAAUUGAGGUCCCUCCUGUUGCACUACUUCCCAACUGUCUUGUACAGCGGAAAGUUCUUUGCCCAUUUCGCAAUCAGGUGGGAGGGACAAUUUUGGCAGCAAAGCUUGCAAAAGAGCGAGGAUGGGCCAUCAAUGUUGGAGGAGGGUUUCAUCAUUGUUCUGGGGAAAAAGGAGGUGGAUUUUGCACUUAUGCAGAUAUUUCUCUUUGUGUGCACUAUGCCUUUGUACGGUUAAAUAUAUCGAGGGUGAUGAUAAUUGAUCUUGAUGCACAUCAAGGAAAUGGCCAUGAAUUGGAUUUUGCCGGAGACAGACGAGUCUAUAUACUGGAUAUGUACAACCCUGGAAUAUAUCCAUUUGAUUAUGAGGCAAGGAGACACAUUGAUCAGAAGGUUGAAGUAAUGAGUGGGACCACGACAAAUGAGUACUUGAAGAAAUUAGAUGAAGCACUUGAGGUUGCUGGGAGAAUGUAUGAUCCUGAGUUGGUGGUUUACAACGCUGGAACUGAUAUUCUAGAUGGAGAUCCACUAGGCAGGUUGAAGAUCAGUCCUGAUGGGAUUGCCAAUAGAGACGAGAGAGUUUUUAGGUUUGCUCGUGAGAGGAACAUACCUAUUGUCAUGCUCACAUCAGGUGGAUACAUGAAGUCAAGUGCCAGAAUCAUAGCAGAUUCCGUAAUAAACUUGUCACAGAAAUGCCUGAUAGAUAUGGGUAAGAAUGCCGCAUGAAGGACGUUGAAUUACCUGCAAAGAAUCCAUGGUAUGGGUUUCUGGAAGUAUGCAUCUGAAACGAGUUUGUGUAGCUGAUCUCUAUACUUACGGUUGUCAAAUUUAAAACGAGAAAGGGAUGUUAUUGAUAGGAGUUAUGUUGUUUAGUAGAUUGUUAUACGACUGUCUUACAAUUUGAUGAUGGGGCAAUGAAAAUCAGUUAUUAAA